AUGUUAAUUCUUACUGUUCUAGUUUAUAUACUAUUCUUAACGCAAAAAUAUGAAUGCAAUGAACCAGGGUGUCAGUUUUUUCAACAUUCCAUUCUCAAACCAAAUCAACUCUGGUGGACACAUGAUGGUCGUCGCUUGCCACCAGUAUUUUUCAGUCUUGACGAUCACCUACAAACGUUUGCCAUAAGGAAAGGUUUUGAUUUGACAGCUGCUGGUGAAGGAUGGAGUCAGAUGCUUGUAUCGCCUAAAACUGAUACAUUAUGGAUACAACAGUUAUGUCUUAGUUCAUAUGACACUUUGAACUUCAAGAGAGACACAUCAUUAAGAAAGAGCUAUAUUCAGCGUCAGGCAUUAUUCAACGGUUUAACUGCAUUCAACGGAGAUGACUGGUGCAGUCAGAACCUAAUAUCACGGAAUUCUGAAGAAAUAUCUACCGAACAUGAAAACGUCUUUGUGCAUCUUAUACAUUAUAGUUUAAAAUGUGAGAGGACUGUUUAUCAUAAACACAAUAAAUUUAUUGUUCAAUUAGACAUACCAAAUUCAAGACCAGUUUAUCAGUGCAUUUAUUUUCAAUCAGUCGAUAAGAACAAUCCAGAAAAAGUUAUCAAUGUUCUACAAAGUAAGGACGUUAGUCUGCAUCUGGAUGAAUCUUUAUGCAAUGAUGAUGCGGAGUACGACUCAUUUCUCUGGAUACCAUCACUUUCCAAAAAUACAAGAAUUCAGUUCACUCCCUGUCCUUUUCCUGGUGGAUUCCAGAUAACAAGUAUGGACAGAAUUGACUCUGAAAAGCCGAUAUGUGAUUACCAGACAUUUGCAACUUUGGAAAGUGAAUGUGUCACAAACGAAGGAGUUGAAUGGACAUUUGAUGAUCCAAAGUGUAACAUAUUUGAAGUCAGCAGUAUUAGUCAUCACAAGUGCUAUUCUUUCUGGAAAACAGAUGGAUUGACAUAUACGCUCUUGCUUCAAGACCGUAAAGACGAUGGAUAUAGUCUUUUCACUAUGAUAUUCUCCGAUAUUCCGGACCCUUUAAAUCCAUCAGAUUCAAAUUAUGGUCAACACAAGCCCAUUUGGAUCUAUCCUGGUUUAUUGUCGAAAGGUUAUCGAAGAAAUCUUACUUUAUGGAAUGAAAAUAAAUCAGAUUUUGACACAAGGAUUCCUGAUAGUUGGGAUGAUCAAAAAGGAUAUGAAAUUACUGCAUACCAAUUGCAUAUACGUCGGGCAUUUGGAAUUUGCGAUGAUGAGCCAACUAGUUGUACAAAAGGAUGUGACUACGAUAUACGAAAUAGAAUGUUUUGCUAUAAAAGCUGUCCAGUGGAUGAUAGGAAAUGCAAAUCUUCUCAGUGGGAUUCAUGUACAUUCAAACAAAAUUAUCAGGGUCAUUGGAACUUUAUUGAACCGAUGUCUAACAUGAAGCAUGCACUAACAGAGUCAUAUAAACCUAAAUGGACCAGUCUAAUAUUUGGCGAAAACUAUCUCAUUUUCAUGGGUAAAAUAAAUGUAUCCUAUCUAUGUAUACGGGAGGUACGUGAAGCAAUUCAAGACUGGUUUAUAAUUCGCUCAAGGAAGCAAGCGAAUGGAUGUCAACCUAGAGAUGUUUGCUUAGAGCUUUUUCAAAGUGGUAUCAGACGGUCAUUUGAUACACGCAACACAAAUACUAUGGAAUUUCGUAUAUCUCAAAGCAGAAAAUACGGAUCAGACGUACGAACUUUGUGCAGUUUUGAUACUCAGUCCUUCAGUUUAAACAGCAAACCAGCUGAAUCGUCUACUGCACUUAUAUUAGUUCGAAAUCUUGAACCAUACCAAAUGUCAAAUCCAUACAGUGACCCACCAGUUAAAUGUGGUCUUUAUCAAAUGAGGCUUGUUGGGACAAUGAGUAUAAAUGCUAAUUAUUUAACAAGCAGGUGGAAACUAAAUGGAGUUUUCCCCUUACUUAAAAACUUUAUUGAACUUUCUCAGACACUUGAUAACAAUUCAAAUUAUGCCCAAUCUGUAAAUACCCAUGGUACAGAAUCCAACAAAAUCGAAUUCGGAUAUUUAGAACCACAUAUUAACCACAACAAAAAGUCAGUGAUUGAAGAAACAGACUUAAUGGAUACUCAGAAUUUGUUCCACACUAAAAGGGUGAGAAAUUCAGUAUUAUGCCAUAUUGAAUUAAGUGAUUUUAACAGAACUCAUGGUACAACAGGAGAAUUUGGAAAUAAAAUUUGGAUUUAUAGUGAUUGUCUGCAUAAACAAAUCAGAAGUGCAUUCAAUACAAGUCAUAUCUGUCUGUCUGGUUAUGAUAUCCUCCCAGUUGAAUUUGGCGAAAAACGACGACAGUUGAUUUUGAUAACUUACCAUGUUCCAACAAAGAUAUAUUUCUGCUGGAUAUUUAAAGAAGUCAACCGGGAUAAUUUUCAAAGUUAUUUGGUUUUCCUGUUUGAUACACCUCAGUGUCAAUAUCACAGACUUCCUUCAGGCGAUAUACAAGUUAAUAAAGAUGAAGCAAUCGCUCAGCUAAGUUUAACACCAGUAGCUUGUAAUAAAUGUGGACGCAAACCAGAUCAAAAACGAAAACAGUACUCUAUUAAUGUGGAAUCACGGAGAUCAAAUGUAUUGCGUAUUCAGACAAAUCAGAUGAAGCAUCGUCAAACACAGCGUGCUCUUAGGCAAAGUAUACAAACCAGUCCAAAAAAUAUCAGCUUCAGAAAGCGAUUAGAUUCAUUCUCCUUACCGAUUUCAGCUUGUCUUUCACUCUUAUUUAUUCUGUUGUGA
This is a messenger RNA of Heterobilharzia americana, 2754 nucleotides long. Lineage: Eukaryota; Metazoa; Platyhelminthes; Trematoda; Strigeidida; Schistosomatidae. The record is from the annotation of a GenBank genome assembly.